Molecule: messenger RNA, 786 nt
Organism: Brassica oleracea var. oleracea
Lineage: Eukaryota; Viridiplantae; Streptophyta; Magnoliopsida; Brassicales; Brassicaceae
Product: probable 6-phosphogluconolactonase 1
Biological process (GO): pentose-phosphate shunt; carbohydrate metabolic process
Molecular function (GO): 6-phosphogluconolactonase activity
Source: RefSeq, a predicted model, not a curated record
AUGGCGCUUACUUGGACUCAUAAAGAAGGAGAAAUAAGGGUUCACGAGAAUACGGAGGAACUUAGCACUGGCGUGGUAGAUAUUAUAGCUGAGAUAUCAGAAGCAUCUAUUCUAAAACACGGUGCUUUCUGCAUUGUUUUAUCAGGAGGCUCUCUCAUUAGCUUGAUGGGAAAAUUGAUCGAGUCGCUUUACAACAAAAUUAUAGAUUGGGAUAAAUGGUAUGUUUUUGGGCGGAAGAGCGUGCGGUAGGUAAAAAGCCUUGACGAUAGCAACUACAAGCUCGCCAGGGAUCAUCUUCUAAGUCAGGUUAAUGUGUUUCCGAGGCAUAUAUAUUCCAUUAACGACAGGGUAUCAGUCGACAAAGCUGCAACAGAGUAUGAGUUCUCCAUCAGACAGAUGGUGAAAAAGCGAACUGUGACUCCAUCUGAGAACAGUGAAUGUCCCAAGUUUGAUCUGAUCUUACUAGGGAUGGAAAUAGCCUCGCUCUUCCCCAACCACCCAGCACUCGAGGUGAAAGACGAUGAGAGAAUCACAUUUACUUUGCCAGUCGUUAACUCAGCUGCUAACGUCGCUAUAGUGGCAACCGGCGCAUCCAAAGCCAAUGCUAUCCACUUGGCAAUCGAUGACUUGCCAUUACAAGACAGCUCUUUGUCUCUGCCUGCACGUCUGGUCCAGCCGAGCAACAGGAAUCUGGUGUGGUUUAUGGAUAAACCAGCAGGAUCUAAACUUGACGGGUUUAAAUCUCUCCGAAUAGAAUUUAGACCAUCUUCUUGUUCCAAAAGCUAA